Molecule: messenger RNA, 1257 nt
Organism: Acaulospora morrowiae
Lineage: Eukaryota; Fungi; Glomeromycota; Glomeromycetes; Diversisporales; Acaulosporaceae
Source: the annotation of a GenBank genome assembly
AUGCCUUUUCCAAUAUCUUUUAACUCUAUGCACGACGAAAGACAUGAGAACACUUCGCGUCUUAUAAAAAUCAUAAAUGGUCGUUUAAUUCGUGAUCACAAAAUUGUGGAAGACGACGUACUUUAUAUAUACGAUGGAAAAAUCCUCGACUCACAAAAUUAUUUUUUCUCGGCUAAUGGAGAUGUUCCUGAUGAAAUAAUAGAUGCUAAAGGAUUGUUGAUCUCACCCGGUUUUAUUGACGUGCAAAUCAACGGCGCAUUUGGUUCAGACUUUUCGGAUUGGCAAGGAGAGGAAAAUAUGAGAUGUAAUGUGGAUAAUGUAGCAAAGGGAUUGUUGAAAUAUGGGUGUACGAGUUUUGUUCCUACCAUAAUUAGUUCGAAGUCGGAAAUAUAUCAAAAAGUUCUUCCGGUCCUCAAAACUCGCAAAGGAAAUAAAACUAAUGGGGCAGAAGUUCUAGGAGUACAUCUCGAAGGUCCCUUUAUACAAUCAAGCCAACAUGGUGCACACGAAGUAUCACAUGUUCGGACUGCACCGAAUGGUUUCUCCGAUUUUGUUGAAACUUAUGGAUUACGUGAAGGCAAUGAUCACAAUAUAAGAUUAAUAACUGUAGCACCCGAAGUCGAAGGUGUUUUGGAUAGUCUGAAGGAUUUAAUUCGGAUUGGAGUGACCGUUAGCAUAGGACACUCGUCCGCCACCGUCGCGCAGGCUGAAGAAGCAGUUGAAAAGGGGGCCAAAUCAAUUACGCAUUUAUUUAAUGCAAUGCAACAGUUUCACCAUCGAGAUCCAGGGAUUAUUGGUAUGUUAGGUACUACUCGCAUACCCAGACCAUAUUAUGGAAUUAUAUGUGAUGGCAUCCACGCUCACCCCAAUUCCAUUAAGAUUGCAUAUGAUUCCCAUCCUAGUGGGGCCAUUCUUGUUACCGAUGCUAUGGCUGCUAUGGGUUUACCUCCAGGUGAUUAUACUUUUGGCGGAAUUCCCGUUCGCAAAACAGCGGACGAUAAAGUCGAAGUCAUAAAGACUGGGCGGCUUGCAGGAUCCGUUAUUACCAUGGAUUCUUGUGUUAGAAAUUUCAAGAAAUUUACGGGUUGUUCGAUUAUUGAAGCUAUAGAGGCAGCAACCUUACAUCCAGCUGAGCUUCUGGGCAUUCAGCAUAUCAAAGGUACACUUCACGCAGGUGCAGAUGCUGACUUAGUCUUUCUAAAUGAAGAUCUUAGAAUUGUUAGAUGUUUUAUAGCUGGGGAGGAGAUUGAGAUUUGA